Molecule: messenger RNA, 1529 nt
Organism: Wasmannia auropunctata (little fire ant)
Lineage: Eukaryota; Metazoa; Arthropoda; Insecta; Hymenoptera; Formicidae
Product: queuine tRNA-ribosyltransferase subunit QTRTD1 homolog
Exons: 6
Coding region: 305-1498 (397 amino acids)
Molecular function (GO): tRNA-guanosine(34) queuine transglycosylase activity
Source: RefSeq, a predicted model, not a curated record
CUAUCUCUACUUAUUAAAAAGUACAUAAACUCGAUCUGUGAAUGAUUUAAUAUUAAUAUUGUAAAAUUUGAAAAUUGUGUUUUGAGGUUAUAUUCAAGUCACGUGUAAUCAUAUACAAUAUAUCUUUAAAUGAUUGCUCCCAUUACUUAUUAUCAGAUUAAAUAAAAGAUUCUCGAUAAAUACAUAUAUUUAGUCCAUAAAUGUAUUAUAGUGAAAAUUUAACAAUUUUUGUAUUUAUUACGUGAUAUUCAUCAGUUGCUGUACUGUGAAAAGAAUCUAGAAAGAUAAUAAAUAUAAUAAAAGAAUGAAAUUUUUCACUGACUCUGUAGCACGUUGUGCUGCACGAAUUGGUACAUUAAGUGGAUUUGAAAGAUUACCAAAUAUUUCUUUUGAAACACCUUUGCUUCUUAUUUACACAAAGGCUGGUAGCGUACCACAUUUGACAAAGGACGUCUUUAAAACUGUAACAACAGAGGAACAAUUACUAACUGUCUCUCUUCCCUCAACCAUAUUAAUGGAAGAUGUUAUUAAAGAGCUAGAUGUUUCUUUUGCUGAUUUUGUUAGUAUGAAGGAAUAUAUAAAUUUUUUAUCGAUACACGACCCUGCGUAUACCACCAAUCCUGGCUUUCAGCAAUUAGAUUCUAUUUCUGUCUGGUCCAGAACAGGAAGAGUUGUUGUUUCAGCCAAUAAAUAUAUGGAACUUGUGAAAGCUUAUAAGCCAGAUCUAUAUGUUGCUCUAUGUGAUGGAGAUACAAAUGUUAAUAGCAGUGCAAAACGAGUAUCAAAGGCGGUGCGCCGAAGUAAAACUUUACUUGAACAAUGUUUAGAUAUCCAUCUACGCUCGGAUAUUUUGAAAUCGAAAGGAAUACUAGGACCAGUGGAGGGUGGUUAUAACUUGCAGGCUAGGGAAGAGUCCAUAGAUUAUCUAAAAGAUAAGCCUUUGGCAGGAUUCGUAAUAGAUGGAUUACACAAUAACGGGCCAAAUGUACAGAAUAUCUCAUUAGAACAAAUUAAACAAGUAGUACAGCAUACCGUCAACUUGCUACCUAUCGAUAAAAUCAGAGUGUCAAUGGGUUGUUGGAAUCCAACUACUGUAUUGGAUCUCAUUGAAUUAGGAGUAGAUGUAUUUGAUUCAUCCUAUCCUUACAUAAUUACUGAACAAUCGCAGGCUCUAACUUUCAUGUGCGAUCACGAUACUUGUGGGAACAAUCAGUGUGUAAUGUCAAUAGCAGAAAAGAGGUAUGCAGACGAUUUUUCCCCUAUUUGUAAAAAAUGCGAGUGUCUCGCGUGUCAAAAUCAUACAAGAGCAUAUAUCCAUCAUUUGCAUCAUACCAAGGAAAUGCUUGCUUUAGUACUCUUAAUGAUACACAAUAUCCAUCAUUAUCUUGAAUUCUUCAGGGUCAUUCGUGACAGUAUAAAAAAAGGAACAUUCAAUCAACUUCAGACAAAAAUUCGUCUAAAGUAUACAACUACUAACCCUGAAUCCACUGCUGUAUAAACAUUAUUUUUAAUAAAUUAUUUUUUAUUUA